Messenger RNA from Jatropha curcas, 2121 nucleotides. Its product is annotated as putative E3 ubiquitin-protein ligase XBAT35. The record is from RefSeq and is a predicted model, not a curated record. Gene Ontology annotation, molecular function: protein binding. NCBI's taxonomy places the organism in Eukaryota, Viridiplantae, Streptophyta, Magnoliopsida, Malpighiales, Euphorbiaceae.
AAUAAUUGACUGUCUAAAUUCUUCUCUCUUAAGAAAUCGAUGGACGCGCAAAUUACUUCCCCUAGAUUUUCUAUACCUAAAUUAUAGAUCUUCCAUUCCAAUUUCCAGUAAAAAGAAAAAAAUCGUGAAUAUUCCUCGAAAACUACACUCCAUUUUCCUUUAAAACAAAUACUUCUCAAUUGCGUUGAAGGGGAAAACGAGAAAGAAGAAAUGGGGCAACAGCAAUCGAAAGACGAGUUGGUGUAUCAACAAGUGAAUUACGGUAAUACAGAAGGAAUAAAAUCUCUCCGCAGUGAAGGCGCGGGCCUCGAGUGGAUUGAUAAAGAAGGUAAAACGCCAUUGAUAUUAGCGUGCUUGAAUCCUGAGCUCUUCAAUGUGGCUAAAACCUUGAUAGAGCUCGGUGCUAAUGUCAAUGCCUACAGGUUCGGUCGCAAUGCUGGGACUCCUUUACAUCAUGCAGCAAAAAGAGGCCUUGUUAAUACUGUUAAGUUACUUCUUUCGCAUGGAGCAAACGCAUUAGUGAUUAAUGAUGAUUGUCAAACUCCUCUUGAUGUGGCCAGAUUUAAAGGACAUACUGAUGUUGUCCGUGUAAUUGAGAAUCACAUUUGCUUAUUCUCGGGCUGGAUGCGGGAGUUCUUUGGGCCAGGGUUUCUCGAAGUACUUGCUCCUCAGUUUCUUUCAAGAAAAGUAUGGGUUGUUAUUUUACCAACUGGGUCACGCAAUCCUACAAAACCUUUCAAGUUGGAGCUUGCCAUAUAUUCUAGUCCACAGGAUGCCCGACCGCGUACAAUGAUUCCUUUGUGGAAAGCUAAUCUGGAGGAACCAAAAUUUCAACAUUCUGAUCCUUCAGUAAUAAUUGCUGAAUACCACACCAUCUCAAGAGGCAGGAGGCGGAGACGAGUGAGGCAUAGGCCUCAAACAGUUAGUCAAACACGCAUUAAACUUGCACCAGCAAAUGAAGGUGACAAGCAGCAGCUUCAGUGGUUCUGUGAUGCAUGCAAAGGAAUUCCACAGGCAACACAUCCUCCUGCAUUUUUGCAUAAUUCCGAGACUUCAACCAUUCAAGCCACAGCUCCUCCUUCUGCUGAAGAUUUAGAAUUAGCAAUGGCAAUCAAUGCCUCCAUCCAUUCAGCCAUGGCAGAGGUUGCAGUUAUUGAUACUUACUCAGCUGAAGCAAGUGCUUCCACCAGUUGGAAUGAACCUGUGAAUAGUAGCAGUCAAAGUACUCUGAAUGCACCAGUGAUUCCUUCAAAAGCAACUAGCAGUUUCUGGGCAGCACAUGAAGCGAGCCCAAGCGACACUUCAACUCAGCAAAAUGAGGUACAGAAUAGUAACAUCCCUGCUGUCCAGAAUGCGACUCAUGCCCCAGAUUUAGCCCCGUCAGCUCCACCCACCUUUGAUGAGAUUGUAGAAGAUGGUCCCAUUCAUUAUCCAUCAAUUGAUUCUAGUCCUAUUGAUAUAUCUUCCCCCCCUAUGGAGAACUUGCCAGCUAGUACUGGUGAAAAGAAAGAAGAUGGCAGUUCUUCGUCUUGUGUGAUAUGUUUGGAUGCUCCAGUUGAGGGGGCUUGCGUUCCAUGUGGCCAUAUGGCUGGAUGUAUGUCUUGUUUAAAGGAGGUCAAGGCAAAAAAAUGGGGCUGCCCUGUGUGUCGUGCGAAGAUUGAUCAGAUCAUAAGGCUGUAUGCUGUUUGACUGCCAGGCAGCAGAAUGAGAAAGCUGUAAAUGGCAAGUGAGUUUGACCACAAUUUGAAGGAAUCGACAAUUUCAGUUGCAGCAGAUCAGCAUGUGAAGGGGAGAAAACAAGAAGUUCAUCAUCGUUGAUUAACUUGGAACUUUUUAUCUAUGUAUUUUGUCCAUUGAAACUCAAGCAAGUAUAAAUAUCAUGCUUAGUUACUGUCAGAGCAUGUCAUUUUUACAGGCCUGUUGUGUGUAUAGUUUGUCAAACAUUUAGACGCUGUCAGUAUAUUAUCUCAAACGUUCUUUUCACUAUAGAGCUGCAAAUAAGGGAUUCAAAGUGUCUUUUAGCAACGUCAAGAAUGUAUUGGAUUUUAAUGUCGCAGGUUCAAAAAAUAUACGUGUAAAGAAUUAAUAAAACCAAAUAAAUUUGUGGAAAAUUGUGAAGUA